UUCAAUUCCCAAAAUUCAAUUUUCAUCGUCAUUAUGUGAAGAGAGUAAGUGACGGCGACUCCCUUACCAAAUUUGUGCGUAGUAGCGGCGCACCGGCGGUGGAGUGACGACCGGAAGCAAUCGGCGGCGGACGAACUCCAAGUCUCCAAGUCAAAUAAUUGGAAACCGGAAAUUGGUAAGCAUGGGAAUGUCAACUGUUAGUACUGCUAGUGAAGCGAUGAAAUUGUGCAUGUUUGAUUUGAGAAGGGGACAGCACGAAGGGCAGGAACUGGACAAGAUUUUGUUCUUCUUUCCUGCCGAUCUACCCUUCUCCACCCAGCUCUCAGUUAUUGGCUUAAGUGAAGGUCUCAUCACAUUUACAAGAAUUUUCUCCCCAGAGAUGCCUUGUGAGACUAUAGAAGCAGAGAUGCACUCUCAUGUUUUUUACGAGGCUGAGCCAGAUAUCUGGAUGGUGAUGGUGGUUGAGAAAGGUAAAGAUUCAGAAACUAUUUGGCGAAUUGAUGGACUACGGAGAGUUCUUUGUGAAGUUCACUCCCUUUUUGUGAUGUUUCAUGGGUCUGUAAGAGCAUUGCUGGAUAAAGAACCAAGCGGAGGACUUAUCAGGACCCACUUGUAUUACUUCCUCAUGGAUUAUUUAAAUGAUUUUCUUGUUGGGAAGAGGCUUCAGUUGCCAAAUUUUCGUGAUUCAUUGAAGGAACGUGGAACAGUGCAGAUGUUGACUAUUGGGAGGGAGGCAGCUCUUGAAGUUCAGUCACUGGUCAGAGUGUUGGAAUCUUGUGUUGAGAACACGCAGUGCUAUUCAUUAAUCAUGUUUCAGGACCUGCUGGUGUCAACAACACUUUCUAAUGAUGACUUAAUAAAUAUAUUUACCUAUGCUGUCAUGAGGUUGACUCCACGUGCUUUGUCCUCUGGACAGAGCUCCUUGUCUUAUUUACGUAAAGGAAAUACUUCAUCUAAUACUUCUGGAGGUUCUUUGUUGGGAGGCUCUUCCUCAAUACUUGAUCAAUAUAAUGCCUUGCAUGACAGUUCUCCUGUUGGCAUACGAAGUUAUCAUGUUGUGAGGCCGUUACAGCUAGACAAGUGGUCAAAAGGGAAAGAUGGUUUUCUUGUUACUGAUCUUUGGGGUGCAGAGGUUGGUAGCUUAAAUCCUGCCAGCCCAACUGUUUGGCUUAAGCAGACAGAGGAAAGAAUGUAUCUUUGUGCUUAUCAGCAUAGGAGCCUAACUGUCGUGCUUCUGAUUCCCUUUGCAUCUGUGCUCAAUGGGGAGAUGGGGAUUUCCAUAGUGAAGCGGCAGGUUUUGGAGCAAGCAUCGCAUAAGAUAAUUAAAGUUGAGGAGAAAUUAUCACGAGGAUGGGGUGGUGAGAAUGCAUAUCAUGUGAGUGGGUACCGCUAUUUGCUGGUAGACAAUGAUAGAUAUAUCUCUAGAGCUUCUCCGCCGGGAAAAGUAACGACUCUGACAAAGGAUUCUUUAAUUGCACUGACUAAGCUUCGAGAAGAGGUUGAUUUGGAAAGAAACAGAGCAAAGUGUGAUGGUUCAGGCAAUGAAAAAGAUCAAGAAAUAUGUAUCAGAGCCAAAAACAAUGCUUGGGUGAUUGCUAGGCUAACAAGAGGGAAGGAGCUUUACAUGGUUCUUGAGAAGGCCAAUGAGACACUUCUUUAUGCCAAUGAUACUGUUGAGAAAUUCAGUGACAGGUAUUGCAAUGGAGCUUUUUCCCUGGGGUGAGGAUAUCAUCUAUUGUUUUCACACUCAUGAAGGAGAGACACAUGUUUUAACUUAGGCUCUUAAAUGCAAUCCUUGGUGCUCUGAUAGUAUGAUAUUGGUGACAAAGGAAUGUACCCCCGAAUAUGCUUCUAGUACUGCCUAUGAUUUAGAGAAUGGGUGGACUGGCUCCAAUCACUUGGAAGGGGAUUUGAUAUUACAACUGCCUUAAAGUAUAUUGUACACAUUCGUAUGCCUUUGUAAAAUAUGUUGAUCAUCUUCAGGUUGACUUUUACAAAGUUAGCAAUGCUGGAGCACCAUGCUAUGCUAUAUUCCAUGUAUUAACUUAAUUGUACACUAGGUUUCCUUUUCGCCUCUUUGUGAUUUCUUGGAAGAGGUUAAAUUAAGAACAUGACACUCUUGUGAAUGUACAGAUAUCUAGAUUAUUCCAUGUACUCGAGGACAAAUCUCAUUCUAUGAACUUUGAAAUAAAGUGUAGUGAGGAAGUGCCUUGCCUGGUGAGAUAAA
Molecule: messenger RNA, 2227 nt
Organism: Ipomoea triloba (trilobed morning glory)
Lineage: Eukaryota; Viridiplantae; Streptophyta; Magnoliopsida; Solanales; Convolvulaceae
Product: vacuolar fusion protein CCZ1 homolog B-like
Exons: 10
Coding region: 182-1723 (513 amino acids)
Biological process (GO): vesicle-mediated transport
Cellular component (GO): Mon1-Ccz1 complex; intracellular membrane-bounded organelle
Source: RefSeq, a predicted model, not a curated record